Messenger RNA from Lineus longissimus, 1855 nucleotides. Its product is annotated as spermine synthase-like. Bases 327 to 1577 code for a protein of 416 amino acids. Gene Ontology annotation, molecular function: spermine synthase activity. NCBI's taxonomy places the organism in Eukaryota, Metazoa, Nemertea, Pilidiophora, Heteronemertea, Lineidae. The transcript has 13 exons. The record is from RefSeq and is a predicted model, not a curated record. Gene Ontology annotation, biological process: spermine biosynthetic process.
CCACUUCUUUUGGUCUUGUUUAUCUUCUCCAUUUCCCUAGCAAAGUUGCUACGUAGCCCGUUCAUUUUUUUCUUCACGUCAUCAACCGUGCAGUCACUCUUUUCCUUGCAGACAUCCUCAAGUACCUCUUGGUAGGCCAGUUCCUUCUUAACGCGAUUGUGGUACAGGGCAUCUUUGGUGUUGUAUAGGAUUGGGUGGGCCCUAUACGACUCUAUCAUGAUUUCCACUGCCCUCUGCGUCCAGCCCAUGUUGUCGUCUAUGAGAGGCAAACUGUGGAAUCUAGGCCUUGCAUUACAAACCCGUCAAAUUGCAUAACCACCGUCAUCAUGAAGGAGGAAUGGACCAUCAUUGAUUUCGAGCAUAUUUCGGUUCUUAAAAUGACUUGUCAGACGAUACCACUUUUCUUCAAAGUUUCACCACAAUUACUGCAAGAUAAUGCUUUUGAAAAAGACCUGUACGAGAUUGGCCGAAUCUGCCUCGAUGACGUAGCGACGAGACAAGACGUCAACGUGGAGAAUGGAGACAGAAUUAUCGUCAUGAUCAGUAAAAACACCAGUCACUUGACGAUGCGGGUGUACGCAGCCCAAGGAACCGUCACAAUUGACGUCAAUUACAUGUGUGUCGGAGAAACAAAGGAUAAUUUUGAAGCCCUGGUGAAAGUCAAAGAGCAAUAUGCAUUGGAAGGAAAAGGGGACACUUGGCAAGAGUUUAUAUUAAAUCGACUGGAAGAUCGUGUACGAGAGUACCUGGGGGACAGGUGCCUUAAAAUGGAAACUCUCAAAGUACCGAUCCGUCGGGGUGAUGCCCUGUGGACAUACAGCCGUACCACGGCAGAGCGUGUCAUCGAGAUGGAGUACGACGAACUCGUCUUCAGUUCCUUCUCCAAAAUGCAGAAAAUACAGAUAUACCAGUGUCCAUUGAAUGGGAACGUAUUGUACCUUGAUGGUGAAAUAAUGCAGUCUGAAAGAGACAACGAGUUCAACGAGCUCAAUUUCGGCAUAGGAAAGCACAAGAGAAAUGACUACAAAGGGAAAGAUGUGCUGCUCCUUGGCGGAGGAAUCGGAGGUGGAAUACACUCUGUGAUGCAAGAGGAGCCUAACAUGGUGGUCAUGUGCGAGAUUGACGAGGAAGUGAUUGCCGCAAGUCGCAAGUACAUGAGGAAAGCGUGUGGAACAUCAUUAGACACAAUGGAGGGACCGCACCAUAAGAUCAUUGUCGGCGAUGGUCUCAAAGUUUUGAAGGACGCGGUGCGAGAUGGCGCCAAGUAUGACUUCGUUGCGGAUGAUAUGUCCAUGUUUUUGGUAGACCCGGACACAAAAGAGAGAAACAUUGAUGUUAAAUGGAGGAACGAAACAGUAUUGAGCCUGUCGAAACAAGUCCUCAAGCCCGAUGGCAUAUAUCUGCAGGCGCUUGACCCCAAACCGACCUCUGUCCACACAGAUUUUAAAAGUGCCGUCAAGGCGGUGGGUGGCGUGUAUACAGUGCGAGAGUGUAUGUGUAUACCAUCAUUCCUUGAAAACUACUUCUUCUACGAGGUGACUUUCCCCGAGGCCAACGACGGGUCUGAAGCACGAUGAACCACUGUAUGACGAUUUUCCCAGAGGCCGACGACGGACGCACCACAGGCAAAAUGAACUGUAGUGUUAAUUAGGGUAGAUCAUUUAUACCCCGGCAAUAUAGUUUUUGACAUAUUUCUGUGUCCGUUUCAGGCAAUCUUUGCUAAGCGUUUAUUUUAUGAAAUGCUGACAUGUGUACCGUCGAGAAUAAAAGUAUAAAAUGCAUGAAUUUAAAUACUCAAUUUAUUGUCCGUGGCAGUGUUAGCUAAUUUUGUACUUGCGGUUUACCAUUGUUUGAC